ACGUCACUUUCAAUCGCAUGCAGAAGAACAAAGGCGAAGACAGCCUGACUCAUCUCAUCGAGAUCGCCAUGAGGCGCGGCAUGCGGCAGCUUUCCUGCGGUUCGGACGACACUGUGCCUGUAGCGUCAUGCACAUUCAGCCGCCCAUUUUUGCUGCAAACGCUGUAGCCUGGCCUUCUGGAUGACGCCUGCAACGUUCGGCCUCUCGCAAUACUUAUUACCUGGUACCGUCGGGCUCCAUUUGCAGCGUAAGCGCCAAGCUCAGGCUGACGCUCCGGAACACGGUUGCGCGCUGCUCGGUUCCGAGACUGCACGUCGGGCGUCCGCCCUCGCUGGAGGAGCAGGCCUCAGUGCCCACGCCAGCCGUAUCGAACCGUGGCACGUCCGACCGCCUCCGGACUUUUGAGCCUAUCUGCGAUACGACAUGAGCGGUUCUCUGUGUAGCCCCCCCCCAGCGGUCAGCGCCUGCACCAGGGCAUGAAGCUUGAUGGGCAGUGAGCCCGCCCGUGUGCCUGUGUGCGCGCGCUGCG
Phanerochaete carnosa HHB-10118-sp is the source of this 529-nucleotide messenger RNA. RefSeq lists its product as uncharacterized. Bases 181 to 405 code for a protein of 74 amino acids. Lineage: Eukaryota; Fungi; Basidiomycota; Agaricomycetes; Polyporales; Phanerochaetaceae. The record is from RefSeq and is a predicted model, not a curated record. The transcript has 3 exons.